Molecule: messenger RNA, 1497 nt
Organism: Macrosiphum euphorbiae (potato aphid)
Lineage: Eukaryota; Metazoa; Arthropoda; Insecta; Hemiptera; Aphididae
Source: the annotation of a GenBank genome assembly
AUGCCUAAAGUUAAACAAAAUUUGUCAAAUCGGCUCCAAACCUAUGUUAAUUUAUAUGGUCCUAAAAUUUUUUCAAUUGAUAAAAGUGUAUUAUUUUGUAAAAUCUGUGAAGUCAAAGUUAAUUCUGACAAAAAGUUUAACGUAUCACAACAUAUAAAAAGUGACAAACAUAUCAAAGGCCUUGCCCGAUAUGAAAAUCAAAUAAAUCGACAACAACAGCAGUUAUUGACAGUGACAAGUAAUAUUAGUAAAAAAUCGUCAUUUAAUAAAGAUUUGUGUGAGGCUUUUAUUUCUGCUAACAUUCCUUUGAACAAGUUAGAAAACCCAAAAUUCAAAACAUUUUUGGAAGUGUAUACAAAAAAUGAUAUUCCGAGUGAAUCCACGUUGCGAAAAGGAUAUGUGGAUGAUAUUUACAAUGAGACCAUGGAUAAAAUUAGGAAAAUAAUUUCUGACAAAAAAAUUUGGGUCAGUAUCGACGAGACCACUGAUGUACAGGGUCGUUACAUUGCAAAUGUAAUAGUAGGCACUCUUGAGGAAAAUAAUGCAGGCAAUAUGUUUUUACUUAAUUCGGAGGAACUAGAAAAAGCUAACCACUCCACAAUCAGCAAACUCUUUGAUAGAUCAAUGAGCAUAUUAUGGCCGGCUGGUAUCCAACAUGACAAUGUCCUUUUAUUUUUAUCCGAUGCCGCACCUUACAUGGUUAAAUCAGGAGAAGUACUAAAAAGCCUAUACUCAAAAAUGAUUCAUGUAACAUGUGUUGUGCAUGGACUGCACAGAGUCGCAGAAGAAGUUAGAAAUCAAUUUCACAUAGUAGAUAAAGUUAUUUCAAGUGUAAAAAAAAUCUUUAGAAAAGCCCCAAGUCGUUUACUUGUAUUUAAAUCGGAAGCGCCAAACUUACCCUUACCUCCGGAGCCAAUUAUCACACGUUGGGGAAGUUGGAUUAACGCAGCAAUUUAUUAUUGCGAGAAUUUCGGGAUAAUCCACCGUGUUAUUUUUAUGCUAGACAGAAACGACGCAGUUAGUAUUAAAGAUGCUCAAGAUAACAUAAUAAAACCUGGAUUGGAAAACAACUUAACGUAUAUUAAGUCGAACUUUGCCAAAUUAACUUUGGCUAUUGAACAAUUACAACGGCAACAUAUGCCUUUAUCGGAUUCACUAAAAAUAGUUCAAGAUAUUCAAAAAUCAUUUGAAACAUUAAGUGGUCCAAAUGGAAAAUCUGUUCAAAAUAAAUUUAAUCAGGUACAAGAAAAAAAUCGUGGUCUCUUGGCGUUGGUAAAAAUAUCACAAGUUCUAACGGGUGAAGAGACAUUCCAAAAUUUAGAUGGUCUUCCUGAAGACUUAAAUUGUAACGACUUAACAUUUUUUAAGUACGCACCCGUGACGUCUGUCGAUGUAGAGCGGUCAUUCUCGACAUACAAAACUCUACUAUCAAAUAACCGUAGAUCAUUCAAAUUCGAAAAUAUAAGAAAACAUCUUAUUAUUCAGUGCAAUUCUUAA